UGCCGGGGCGGGAGUUCGAGUCGAGGCUCUGCCCCACAGCCGGGCUCAACUGCCUGCGCCCUCCGAGUCUUCCCCGACCUUGGGAAGUAUUCGGGACCCUCCCUUCCCUCCCGAAUUUAUAAUCCUAAUAACCUCCCGCUCCUCCCCGUCUGCCAGCCUCCGCCCUUGCUCCUUCCUCCCUCCCUCUCCCCUUCCCACCUCCCCGCUCGCCGCUCUCUGGAGGGAAACUCGGCAGCUGCUCCGGGGCGCGGGGUGAGGCGAGGAUCGCUGGGAUUUUUGUCUGCCCUGGGCGCAGAAAAGUCCGGCCGUCUCUGCCCAGCGAAGAGCGGGUUGCAUCCCCAGGCAUCACGUUCCCAAAUUAAACGUCCACAGGGGGAACUCAGGCAGACACCCCUCCUCUCCCGGGCUCCCCCGCCCCAUGUCCGCUGGGGAAGCUGCUUUGUGCCCUGGCGGCGGUCGCCACGGCGGAGGCGAUCUGUGGGUGAUAGUGUCUUCGAGAGACUUUGCCAUCGAUCUGCCGGGACUUGGGGAGAAAGAACUAGCUGCUUCCCGUCCCCUCCGCCACCAUUUCGGACAUCCCUCAGAGACUGCUUUGGGGUACCCUCGGACUUCCAGCAAGGACGAGAGGGCCUCUCUGGUCCCAGCUCGGGCGACCACCUGACUCUGACUUGUUGACUCCUCUCCCAUGACCCUGCGGUGCCUGGAGUCCUCCGGUAAUGGCGCGGACAGGACGCGGAGCCAGUGGGGGACCGCGGGGUCGGCGGAGGAGCCGUCCCCGGAGGCGGCGCGGCUGGCCAAGGCCCUGCGGGAACUCAGUCAGACAGGAUGGUACUGGGGAAGUAUGACUGUUAACGAAGCCAAAGAAAAAUUAAAAGAGGCGCCAGAAGGAACUUUCUUGCUUAGAGAUAGUUCACAUUCAGACUACCUACUAACAAUAUCUGUUAAGACGUCAGCAGGACCGACUAAUCUUCGGAUUGAGUACCAAGAUGGGAAAUUCAGAUUGGAUUCUAUCAUAUGUGUCAAGUCCAAGCUUAAACAGUUUGACAGUGUGGUUCAUCUGAUUGACUACUAUGUUCAGAUGUGCAAGGAUAAACAGAAGGGCCCAGAAGCCCCUCGGAAUGGAACUGUUCACCUGUAUCUGACCAAACCGCUGUAUACAUCAGCACCAUCCCUACAGCAUUUCUGUCGACUCACCAUUAACAAAUGUACCGGUACCAUCUGGGGACUGCCUUUACCAACAAGACUAAAAGAUUACUUGGAAGAAUAUAAAUUCCAGGUAUAAGUGAUUCUCUUUUUUUCAAUAUGCCUCAUGUAGAGUCUCUCUGAAUGCAGCUAUGGGAAAGAGAACAAAAACUGAGGGACUGCUGGAUAACUGCGCUGAAUUUUUCCUUAAGAACAGUGGGACUUAAUCUAAUUUAAAGUUGUGAAGAGGUAGCUAGGUAUUUUAAAGUUCCCCUAGAUAGUUUGAGCUGAGUGAUGCUUCUUACCUAUGGCUGACCAAGGCCAGAUGACCCUUUUCAAUGAAAAACAAUGCCCCAGUACAGGCUGAAGAGGCAUUGUUAUCAUUGAAUGCCUUGUCUUUCUCAAGUUCCUGAGCAAUGGGGUCAGAAGUCCAAGCUCCAUAGUAGAGAACGACUUCCAUAUGGAAUACUGAAGAAGGAAAGGACCCAGGCUGAUCAGGCUUAGCUCCACUUCUAGAUGCCUGGCCAUCAGUCUGUUUUAGGACAUUUUAUAUUUUGCAUUCUGAUGUACCUAGGAGUUUUGUUAAACCAAACUGCUUGUAUUUAUCCCUCAUUUAUGCAAUUAAUCAAAUCAACCAAAAAAAAGUAACAAUGAAAUCCUGUAUUUGUCUUUUUAUUACACGUAAAAACUCCUGCGAAUGAGUACUGUAGUAAUCCAUGUCAAGGGAGCCUUACUUCAGAAACAUUCAAACUGGUGCAAAUGGAAAAGAUUUUCUUUUCCUUUAAGGCUAAAGACAAGAAUGUCAUGCUAUACAGGUGCAACUCAACCCUUGAUAAUAAAAACCAAUGUAGAUAGAGACUUUUUACCCUUUGAAGUAGCUGUAUCUCAAACUAUUGCCAUUGAAUUUUUGGAAAUGGCUAUAAAAGUUCCCAGGUUGUCCUUGAAUUGUCUAACAGUAACAGUUGUCUCCCUUCUACCAUGUAGAAUACUUUGUCUUAAUUUUCUUCCAGAUAUAGGGGGAUACCUGCCUGUUUUUCAAAGUGUUUAUUUACUGCUGUUACUAUUUGAUUAGAAUGUAUUAAAUAAAAAAACCUGACUUUUACAAGUUGCAUUUAUUACUUUGAAUUGUAGAGAAUGUACAUUUCCAUGGUAAUAAAAGGUUGUCAUAAAGACUUAUAUCAAGUGAAAUAAAACAAGUCAUCAGUACGAGGUAGAACAUUAACUUACCUGUCUCCAAUAAGGGCUGUACCUGCCCUUCACACAUUUUAGAAAGCAUGGUUUACAAAGUACAGAUUGUUACAUAGCCUGGUAUUGUACAAGUUGAAUAGACACAAUACUGAUGUCUUUCCUGGUUUUAAAAGAAAAAUUAUGUCAUGGUCUGAUCUUUAACAAGUUGAAAAGAUACAAUACUUAAUAAAAAUGACCAAUUUUA
This is a messenger RNA of Nannospalax galili (Upper Galilee mountains blind mole rat), 2614 nucleotides long. It is a transcript of the gene Socs2, whose product is annotated as suppressor of cytokine signaling 2. The coding region runs from base 686 to 1282 and encodes 198 amino acids. Gene Ontology annotation, biological process: phosphatidylinositol phosphate biosynthetic process; intracellular signal transduction. Gene Ontology annotation, molecular function: 1-phosphatidylinositol-3-kinase regulator activity. Gene Ontology annotation, cellular component: phosphatidylinositol 3-kinase complex. NCBI's taxonomy places the organism in Eukaryota, Metazoa, Chordata, Mammalia, Rodentia, Spalacidae. The transcript is spliced from 3 exons. The record is from RefSeq and is a predicted model, not a curated record.